Labeo rohita (rohu) is the source of this 6846-nucleotide messenger RNA. It is a transcript of the gene osbpl8, whose product is annotated as oxysterol binding protein-like 8. Bases 354 to 3077 code for a protein of 907 amino acids. Lineage: Eukaryota; Metazoa; Chordata; Actinopteri; Cypriniformes; Cyprinidae. Gene Ontology annotation, cellular component: membrane; cytosol; intracellular membrane-bounded organelle. The record is from RefSeq and is a predicted model, not a curated record. Gene Ontology annotation, molecular function: cholesterol binding. The transcript is spliced from 24 exons.
AUAAACGGUCUCUCAGAGGAAGGAAGACAGACGUGCCAGCGUAUGCGUGCGGUUGUAUCGCAAUUCAGGGCUUUUAUAUUGCCUCAAAACGGGUUUGUAAUUCACAGUUGAAACGUUUUAGACCUCUGCCGCGUGAGUGCUUGUCAAUCUCCGUUAAAACACGCCCGGGAAGUUUUAACCCAUUUACUGAUGGACUGACAGACGGAUUCUCCUCAGACGACGCAAUCUGUAUAAUUCACAUUUUACCUCAUUCUCUCAAGUUUAAGCCUGUGUUUUCCCUCAGGAGGACCUUACGUGGACAAUUAAGACAUGCAGAGCUGUGAGCAGCGUUGACCGGCGGCGUCUGGACAAACAUGGAGCCUUGUGCCGAGUCUCAGGUAGAUCCUGAGAGAGCUCAGCAUCAUGCAGAGAGCAGAGAAAACCCUGUCACCCCAGCUGCCUUAAUGCCUGGUGAUGAUGCGGCGCUUCUGACCCCGGGAAGGAUGAGUCAGCGUGGGAAGGAGGCGGGGCUGCACACGCCCAAUAAAGACCUGCUCACAAGCCCCUCCCUCAGCCCGGGUGUCAGCUACAGCCACGGUUUUGAUCGUGGCAAAGAGGAAAUCCUGCCUCUGAAAGAAGACUCCUCACACUCCAUAUCCAAGAGCAAGUCGGAAACCAAGCUCUAUAAUGGCUCAGACAAGGACGUAUCGGCGUCUGGAAACAAACUUACUAAGAAGGAGUCACUCAAGGUUCAAAAGAAGAACUACAGGGAAGAGAAGAAACGUGCCACUAAAGAGCUGCUCAGCACCAUCACCGAUCCGUCUGUCAUCGUCAUGGCCGACUGGCUCAAGAUCCGUGGCACGCUCAAGAGCUGGACCAAGCUGUGGUGUGUGCUGAAGCCAGGCGUCCUGCUCAUCUAUAAGACCAAUAAGAACGGUCAGUGGGUCGGGACCGUCCUGCUCAACGCCUGCGAGCUCAUCGAGAGACCCUCCAAGAAGGACGGCUUCUGCUUCAAGCUCUUCCACCCGCUCGAACAGUCCAUCUGGGCCGUCAAGGGUCCUAAAGGAGAAGCCGUGGGCUCCAUCACACAGCCAUUACCCAGCAGCCACCUGAUCUUCAGAGCGGCUUCAGAAUCAGACGGCCGCUGUUGGAUGGACGCUCUUGAGCUGGCUCUGAAAUGCUCGAGUUUGCUGAAGCGAACGAUGAUCCGAGAGGGUAAAGAGGAGACGCCGCAGACCGCAGAGCACUCGCACAUCAACUUCUACAGUCUGCUGAGGGCGCACAACAUGCAGGGCUUUCAGUUUAACGACAGUGACCAGUUUAAGGAUCCGGACCUGUACUCGGAUAAGUCGGACCGUGAGAACGAGCAGGAGCAGGAGGAAUGGGAAAACGAGGUGAUGGAGAAAAGCGAGGAGAGCGACAGCGACACGUCGGAGCGACAGGAAGACUCCUACAUCGACCUGGAUCCCAACGAGACGCUGCGGGAAACCACAUACAUCGAGCAGAGCCACGAGGAGCUGGGAGAGGCUGGUGAAGCGGCUCAGACUGAGACUGUAUCAGAGGAAAAUAAAUCUCUGAUCUGGACUCUACUGAAGCAGGUUCGGCCCGGCAUGGACCUGUCUAAAGUCGUGCUGCCCACCUUCAUCCUGGAGCCACGAUCCUUCCUGGACAAACUGUCCGAUUACUACUAUCACGCCGACUUCCUGUCUGAAGCGGCGGUGGAGGAAAACGCUUAUAACCGUAUGAAGAAAGUGGUCAAAUGGUACAUUUCUGGAUUCUACAAGAAGCCAAAGGGUUUGAAGAAACCAUACAACCCCAUUAUUGGAGAAACAUUUCGCUGUUUAUGGAUCCACUCCAAGACCAACAGCAAAACCUUCUACAUCGCAGAACAGGUAUCCCAUCAUCCUCCGGUUUCAGCCUUUUACGUCAGUAACAGGAAGGAUGGCUUUUGUCUGAGCGGCAGCAUCCUGGCCAAGUCCAAGUUUUACGGAAACUCUCUGUCCGCCAUCUUGGAUGGUGAAGCCAGGCUGUCGUUUCUGAACAGAGGCGAGGAUUACGUGAUGAACAUGCCCUACGCGCACUGUAAAGGGAUCCUGUACGGGACUAUGACUCUGGAGUUGGGCGGUCAGGUGUGCAUCGCCUGUGAGAAGACGGGCUACAGCGCUCAACUGGAGUUCAAACUCAAGCCGUUCCUCGGCAGCAGUGAUAGUGUGAAUCAGAUCAACGGGAAGAUCAAGCUCGGGAAGGAGGUGCUGGCGACACUCGAGGGGCAUUGGGACAGUGAAGUCUUCAUCAAUGAUAAGAAGACGGGUGAGAUGGAGACGUUCUGGGACCCGACGCCGGAGCUGAGGCAGAACAGACUGAUCCGCUGCAUCGUCCCUCCUGAAGAACAGGGCGAGUUCGAGUCCGAGAGGCUGUGGCAACACGUGACGCGGGCCAUCAAUAACAAGGACCAGACGGAGGCGACCAAUGAGAAGUUCAUCCUGGAGGAGGCUCAGAGGAAGGCGGCACGCGAACGCAAGGCCAAGUGCGAGGAGUGGACGCCCGCUCUGUUCGAGCAGGAACUGGCCACCGGAGAGUGGCAUUACCGCUACGCCGACACUCGUCCGUGGGAUCCGCUCAACGAUCUGAUUCAGUUCGAGAAAGACGGCUGUAUUCAGACCAAAGUGCGCCACAGGACGCCUAUGGUACGUUCAGCCAGUGUAGUUAGUCUCAGUACCCAGCAGGGCUCCCGGAGGGACAAUUACCUGAGCCAGGUGACGGGACCAAAGCGGAAACAUAAGAGCGACAAACCUAAAAGUCCAGAAAGUGGCUGUUCGUCUCCAGAGCCGGACCACCAGGACUCUUCAGGCAGCGAGAGGCACAAGAGCAAACACAACAGCCGCCUCCGGAAGAAAGGAACAGAUCUGAGUGAAAUCCAAAGUGCCAUUGAGUCGAUCAGACAAACCCAGGAAGAUAUAAACAGGAGCGUCAACGCGUUGAGGAGUCGAGUGGCGAGUCAGACGUCGACGGAAAGUUCGUUCCUCACGCAUAGAGACGUGGCCAUCAUCCUCUUCCUCAUCUUCCUCCAGGUCCUUCUCAACUUCAUCUUUAAAUAACGGUCCAGGAAGACCCAGAAACCUCACUCCAUCCCUUCAGCACUCCAUCCUUCAAUCAGUAUCGCCUCACGACACAUUCGGUUAUAGCACGUAUCGGGCUGAAGUGCAUUGUGGGAUGUUUUAGAAAUGACUGUUUACUUUUAUUCUUCAAAACGGGAAAAUCUCAUCAGCCUCUUAACCAUAUCAAUCAUUGUUUUAAUUUAUUUUGUUAAUAUUUUUAGCCUCCAUCGGCGCCCCCUGCUGUAGUGGAGGACGUCAGUUGAUAUACAAACUAAAUGUUAUUCAAUCUAGGUCAUUUUUUCCCCCCUAACAUUAGGAAAAAUAUAUUUUGCUUAACAAAAUACUUUUCUACAUAUUUGGUUUCUAGUAGUUUCAUUUUUUUAUGAAUUUGUGUUUCAAUCGCUGCGAAAAAACAGCUGAUAUUGGGCUGAAGUGCAUUGUGGGAUGUUUUAGAAAUGAUUGUUUACUUUUAUUCAUCAAAACAGGGAAAUCUCAUCAGCCUCUUAACCAUAUAAAUCAUUGUUUUAAUUUAUUUUGUUAAUAUUUUUAGCCUCCAUCGGCGCCCCCUGCUGUAGUGGAGGACGUCAGUUGAUAUACAAACUAAAUGGGUGAAUAUUACAAAAUGUAGGUAAUUUUUUUUCCCCCUAAAAUUAGGAAAAAGACAAUAUUUGCUUAACAGAAACCCUAUUCUGUACAUUCGGUUUUGUUUUGUUUUUUAUGAAUUUGUGUUGCAGUUGCUGCAAAAAAAAACGGCCAGUAUCGGGCUGAAGUGCAUUGUGGGAUGUUUUAGAAAUGAUUGUUUACUUUUAUUCUUCACAACAAGGAAAUCUCAUCAUCCUCUUAACCAUACAAAGCAUUGUUUUAAAUUAUUUUAUUAAUAUUUUAAUCCUGUCGGUGCCGAUAGCCCCGUUGGCAGUGAGUCGACAUGCAGCGCCGUUGCACUUCGGGCGUCCCGUGUCGAGUCCCAGCUCGUGGACCUUUCCCGAUCCCGUCCCCCCUCUCUCUCCCACUUCAUUUCCUGUCUCACGACUGUCCUAUCAAUAAAAGGCAAAAACGCCAAAAAUAAAUAAAGAAAAUAAAAUAUUUUUAGCCUCCAUCGUUGAUAUACAAACUAAAUGGGUGAAUAUUACAAAAUGUAGGUAAUUUUUUUUCCCCCUAAAAUUAGGAAAAAGACAAUAUUUGCUUAACAAAAACCCUAUUCUGUACAUUCAGUUUUGUUUUGGUUUUUAUUAAUUUGUGUUGCGGUUACUGCAAAAGAACGGGAAGUAUCAGGCUGAAGUGCAUUGUGGGAUGUUUUAGAAAUGACUGUUUACUUUUAUUCUUCAAAACAAGGAAAUCUCAUAAGCCUCUUAACCAUAUAAAUCAUUGUUUUAAUUUAUUUGAUUAAUAUUUUUACCCUCUAUCAGCGCCCCCUGCUGUAGCGGAGGAUGACAGUUGAUAUACAAAGUAAAUAUUAUCAAAACUAUGUCAUUUCCCCCCCCUAAAAUUAGGAAAAAUAUGCAUUUUGCUUAACAAAAACCCUUUUAUACACGUUCGAUUUCAUUUCAUUUUUAAUGAAUUUGUGUUAAGAUUGCUGCGAAAGGAUGGCCAAUAGUGGGAUGAAGUGCAUUUUGGGAUGUUUUAGAAAUGACCGGUUACUUUUAUUCUUCAAAACGGGGAAAUUUCAUCAGCCUCUUAACCAUUUACACCAUUGUUUUCAUUCAUUUUAAUUAUAUUUUUAUCCUCCAUCAGCGCCCCCUGCUGUAGCGGAGGACAUCAGUUGAUAUACAAACUAAAUGGGUGAAUAUUAUAAACUGUAGGUCAUUUUUUUUCCCCUAUGAUUAGGAAAAAGAAAAGAUUUGCUUAACAAAAACCCUAUUCUGUACAUUCGGUUUCGUUUUGGUUUUUAUGAAUUUGUGUUGCGAUUGCUGCAAAAGAAGGGCCAAUAUCGGGCUGAAGUGCAUUGUGGGAUGUUUUAGAAAUGGCUGUUUACUUUAUUCUUCAAAACAAGGAAAUCUCAUAAGCCUCUUAACCAAUUAGACUAUUGUUUUAAUUUAUUUCAAUACUUUUUUUUAAUCCUCCAUCAGCGCCCCCUGCUGACGUCAGUCGAUGUAUAAAAUAAACUAAAUGGGUGAAUAUUAUAAAAUCUAGAUCAUGUUCCCCUCCUAAAAUUAGGAAAAAUAUAUAUUUUGUUUAACAAAAACCUCUAUUGUACACAUUUUAUGAACAUCGUGAUUGCUCCAAAAGACCAGUUUCGGGCUGAAGUGCAUUGUGGGAUGUUUUAGAAAUGACUGUUUACUUUUAAUCUUCAAAACGAAGAAAUUGCAUCAGCCUCUUAACCAUAUCAGUCAUCGCUUUGAUUUAUUUUAUUACUUUUUUACCCUCGUGUAGCGCCCCCUGCUGUAGCGGAGGACGUCAGUCAACAAAAUAUGAUCAAAUCUAGGUCAUUUUUAAAAUUAUUUUUCUUAACCAAAACCCUAUUCUGCAUAUUUUCCAUUGUGAGAUAAUUUUCAUGACAAGUACAUUUCACCCCAGGUUCUCAUGACUAAAAAAUAGUCAUCCAAAAAAUAUGAAGAAUUUUUAUUAAUAUUUGUACCUAUUAGUAUUCCUUGUACUGCCUCAUUUACAAGACGUUAUAGUAACGAGAAUUUGGAAAUGUUAUUUAAAAAAUAGUCCUAAAACUAAAAUAUUUGUCAUUUUUCAGGGACUGAAAUACCACUUUUUUUUUUUUUUUUUUUUAGAAAGAUUCACUCAUAUAAAACUUAAAAGGUUCAAUAUUUCUAAUGUUACCUGUGUUUUAUGACUUUUUAUUAAACGAAUGAAGGAUGUUGUGAGUCGAGGGCAAAUUCUGUAUUAUUUAAAAGCGUUCCGGGAACAAUUUCACUAUAAUUAUCUUAAUUUUAACAGAACAGUUUGUGGAUCCUGCAUUUCAUACGUUCCUAAAUCGUGUUCGAAGGUAAUAAUGUUUAAUUUAUUUGAACGAUGCGGAAGCGUGUACAGUAUAGCGAGCGUCGCAUUUAAUAUUACUCUGAGGAACGCGUAGAUCUAGGCGUAGUAAACCUGUAGCAGGAAAUACUGUUGCGUACUUUUGUAGUUGCUUGACUCUCGUCUGCCACUGUUACAUCAGACUAGAUGUACGAUUAACAAGCCAAAUCGUCUGAGAGUAGAUUAGGAUGUAAAUGUCACUUGUGUAUAUAGUAAAGAACCGAUUUCCUUUUGUACUGUAGAGAAAUGUGUGUUAGCCAGACGCCGUCACCUAUAGCCCACGUGUCUUUGUUCUGCGGGCGUUCGCUCGCACAGCGUCCGAUCAGAUGUCUGAAUGUGCUCACGUCGACAAUAACUACUAAAAAAAACCACGUGCCUUUACAAGCGGGUCUUGCAGCCGGAGUUUGAGCCUGACUGUUGAAUUCCUACCACGGUUUGUCUUUCUUUCUCACUUCGAGUGAAUGUGCCAUAUUCGGACGGUUGCGGCUCGGCGUUUUCGAUUCUGCCAUAGAUCUGCGUGUGUCUUUAGCCACGCGUCUGCCACCGAACCAGGGAUCAAACUCCACGUGCGUCACGUUCAGUGUUCGUCUUCAUGCUUCUAGAGCGUUUUCUGUUCUUUUGUUGCCCCAGGCUCUUUUUCAAAUGUUUUUACUCCAGCUGAUCCGUGUUGGUUUUGUUUUUGUUCUGGAUUAUUUCCUGCAGUUGUGUCUAUGUACAGAUGAUGCUUUAUUUGUAAUACAGAAAUAACUUCCUGUAAGUUUAUUGUCACCUGUGACAUAUCACCAAAUAAAUGAAAAACACAGAA